AUGUCUUUUGGUUUAACUUAUUCACAUUAUAAUAGACUACUGCCAGUUUCUUUACAAAAUGUUUCAGCUGAAGCUUAUGUUGUUGAUAUGAUAGCUGAAGUAAAGAUCACUCAAACAUACAAGAACGUUGAAACAGAUGUAAUUAAAGCCACUUAUAAAUUUCCAAUUAAUGAAUCUGCGGCUGUUUGUGUUUUUGAAGCGGAAAUUGAUGGUAAAAAAGUUCAGGGUGUCGUUAAAGAAGCACAGGAAGCUAUAAUAGAAUAUAAUGAUAUGAAUGAAAAAGGUCACGGUGCUUACUUAUUGGAAGAACGUCAUGCUGAUAUUUUUGAAUGUUCUAUUGGAAGUAUUUUACCGGGACAAAUAGUUAUUAUAAAAUUUUCAUAUGUAGUGGAACUUAAACAUGAUGAAGAAACGGAAAAAAACCGUUUCGUAUUACCUACAGCCAUAGCACCAAAAUAUGGUAUUGAUCGUAAUAUACAUAAUCAAGAAUUUGUUGGAUUUGGAGUUUCUUCUUUUGUAAAACCUGAAUUAUCAUUAUUAAUUGAAUGUAAAAUGACAUCAGUAAUAACUAAUAUUGAAUCACCUUCACAUUUUAUUUCUUGUGAAAUAAAUAUUAAUGGAAAUCCUAAAAUUUCAAGGAUUACACUGGGAGAACAAAUAAAUUAUUUGGAUAAAGAUUUCGUAAUGAUUAUAAAAAGUUUAGGUCUUGAUCAACCAAGAGCUUUUAUUGAACAUGAUCCAGAAAAAGAUACAAAAUGUCUUAUGUUAACUUUAGUUCCUAAAUUUGCAGUAAAUCCAGUAUUAACAGAAUUGAUUUUUAUAGUAGAUAGAUCGGAAUCAAUGAAUGGAUCAUCGAUAAAAAAAGCAUCAUCAGCACUUGAAUUAUUAUUACGAUCUCUUCCAGAAGAUUGUUAUUUUAAUAUCGUUUCGUUCGGAGAACGUUUUGAUCCUCUUUUUAAACAAAGUGAACCAAAUUCUCCUUCAUCAUUAUCAACAGCUCUUUUACUUGUUCGUACUAUGAUGGAAAAUUAUGGUGGAAAAGAAAUUUAUCAAGUAUUAAAAUGGGUUUUUGAAAAUAAAAGGACAAAUAUUCCAACUGCUGUUUUUCUUAUAACAGAUGGAAAUGUUUGGAAUGUAGGAGAAAUUUCAGAAUUGGUCAAGAAUAAUGUUAAGAAAUAUGAAGAUGAUUUACGUUUAUUUGUUUUGGGAAUUGGUAGUAAUGUUUCAACAAAUUUGGUGGAAUCUUUAGCUCGUGCUGGUAAAGGUUAUGCACAAUUUGUUACCGAUACUGAAAAGAUGGAUAAAAAAUUAUUGGGAAUGUUAAAAAAUGGGACUAAAUCUCCAAUUAAAGAUUAUCAAAUUAAUUGGAGUGAUGAUGUUAACGUUAUAGAUGAUUCUUCUGAAGAUUCUUCUGAAGAUUCUGAUACAAAAAUUAAAGAUAAACCAAUUAUCAGCUUUUUUAAUGAUGAUGAAAUAUCUUCAUCUGAACAAUCUUUAAAUUAUGAUUUUGUCGAUAAUAUAGUUGUCCGUCAAGCUCCUUACGAAAUUCCUCAAAUUUAUUCUGGGGUUAGAUUUAUUAUUUAUUGUAUGAUGCCUAAAGAUUUUACUGCUAAAAAGAGUAUUUUAUUAUCCGCAAUGUCACAAAAUGGACCUAUGAAACUUGAAAUACCUGUUGACCCAAUUGUAUUAAAAGGAUCAAAAAUUCAUACUUUAGCUGCACGAAAACUUAUUCAAACCCUAGAAGAUGGUACUUCUUAUAUACAUAAUCAUCCAAAAUUUCGUGGUAAACCAGUCCCUGCUUCUAUUAUAAGAAAACAAAUUGUCACAUUAGGUAAAACUUUUAAUCUUGUUUCGAAAUACACAAGUUUUAUAGCAGUUGAUGAACGUAAUAAAGCGAACGAAGAAAAAGAAAAUAUUGACAAAGUUAUUUUAUUUAAGAAGAUAGGACCAAAUCAAUGGAUUACUAAACAAUCCGAAGCUACUACCCAAUUUGGAGCGACUACACAAGCAUAUCCAUCACUGUUUAGGCCAGCAACAACACAGAUGCCAGUGUUUGGUUUUGGAGCGGCUGUUACGCAAGCAUCUGCAUUUGGAAGAUUUGGAGCUACUACAACACAAGCUUUACCAUCUGGGACAAUAGGUUUUGGAGCUGCUAUACAGUCGUCUACAGUUGGAGGGUUUGGCUUUGGAACGCCUAUAACGCAAGCUUCACCAUUUGGAGUAACAACACAGGUAUUUGGUCUUGGAACGGCCACUACAAAAUCAUCUGCAAUUGGAGGGUUUGGUUUUGGAACACCUAUAACACAAGUUUUACCCUUCGGAACAGUAGCACCAGCAUUUGGUUUUGGAGCCACGGCUACAACACAAGCUUUACCAUCUGGACCGGUUGCGCCAGCAUUUGGUUUUGGAGCAGCUACUAUAUCAUCUGGAGGGUUGGCAUCUGGAGGAUUUGGAGUACAGCCAUCAGGAUUUGGUUUCAAAGCAAAUACACCAUCCGGGGGGUUUGGAGUAUCACCAUCACAGCCAUCAGGACUUGGCUUUGGUGUGGCUGCAACACAAUUACCAAGCUUUAGCUCUAUAAAUCAAUCAUGGUUUGGUAAUAGACAAUCACCUGUAUAUGGGGGUUUUCAAACUCAACCAACAUUUGAUGGAAUUAAUGGUAUCCCAAAUCAACCAGUAUUUGGAGGAAUAAAUUCUGUGCACCCACAACCUUCUUAUGCUUUUGCACAAUCACAACCAGUUUAUGGAGGAUUUGGGUUUGCGCAAACAGCAGCCAAUUUUGGGGGAUUUGGCUUAGCACAACCCUCAUCAGCUAAUUUAUUUCAACCACAAUCAGCAUUUGGUUCUUUUCAUUUACCACAACCACAGCUUAUACAACCUCAGCCACUUUUAGGAAAUUUUGCAACGCAAAUUCCACAAAAUGCAUUACCAUAUAAUCUUAAUAUGCAAAAUCCAAUUCCUUUUGGUUUUAAUACCCCCACCACCACUCUUUCACUAUUUGAUAGUCUUAAUAUAACUUCAUCCAUUUCACCAUUAUUUGUUUUACCAUCUCCCACUUCAAAAUUUGCCUUCUUAAAUAAUCUAAUUACAUCAUCUGGUUUAAGCAUUAUAGGAACAACACCAACUACAUUACAGACCAAUAACAAUACAAUAAAUUUUUUUGAAACGAAAAAAGAGUUAAGAGAAGGGUCAACAUUAACAACAAUGAUAACAAAUAAUGAUAAUAAAAAAUUUGAUCCAAGGAUCGCAUCAUUUGAUGGAUUAAUGACAUUUUUAAAAUUUCAAUCAUUUGAUGGAAUAUUUAGACCAACAUUACAAUUUUAUUCAUUUUUUAAUGAAAAUAAUCCUAUGAAAGAUAAACCUUCAGAAUAUGAUGAUGAAUCAUGGUGUACGAGUGUGUCAAUAGCUUAUUUGGAAAUUGUCAUAUGGAAAGAUUUUAAGCAAGAAUGCGAAAUGUGUUUUGAAAAAGCAAAUAGAGCUUUAAAAAAGUUGAUGAAAAGUGAUAACAUAAAAGAAAUUUUAGAUAAAGCUAAAGAUUGGAUUAACAAAUGGUCGAUUAAAAAAGAAUAA
This is a messenger RNA of Rhizophagus irregularis DAOM 181602=DAOM 197198, 3570 nucleotides long. RefSeq lists its product as uncharacterized. NCBI's taxonomy places the organism in Eukaryota, Fungi, Glomeromycota, Glomeromycetes, Glomerales, Glomeraceae. The record is from RefSeq and is a predicted model, not a curated record.